AGUUUCGAAAAUAUUUCAAUGUGACCGCCGCGCAGGCGCAUAAAAAUACCCAAGUUUCCGGCAGUAUUUUGGAGGAGUGAGUGGCCACCGGCUGGACUUGUUUUGCUCGAAAGGAUGUUUCUUCCGGAUAAACUAGGAUGCAGCUUCACCUGAUUAGAAAGUACGCCAGCAGGGUCGCCCGGGAGCACUAUGCCAGCAGCAACGUGAAGAUCUAUCGCCGGGUGAAGCCUCUGCCAAAGGUAAACAAACCAAAGAAGCCGGAGAAUGUUGAGGGGCAAUCGGAAUAUGCUGAGAAUCUGGUCAGGGUGCAGAUGAUCUCGCGAAACCUGCAUGCGCAGCUAUUCCCCCAAUCACCCAGAAGCAUUUCGGAGCAGCAGGUGGCCUCCGCCAAGGUGUUCAAGGAUGAGUUGCGCCGGCACGGCGUCGAUAUCGAAAGCAGUGCUCCUGUUCCGGAUGUCCAGCUGAAACUGCCUCCCUUGAGGGGCGCCAAUAUCGAGGAGCACUUUCUUAACAUAGCCAAAGAGCAAGUGCAGCCGUACGAGGAGCUCCUCCUCCCUCUGGUCCAGUGCCAGGAGCUACCAAAGCGCCCUAAACGAUGGGCGUUCUUUGCCGGUUGGACAGCAUACGAUCCCAAUGAUGGAACAGCUACCCCAGUGGAUCAGCCACUGGAAAAGGGACUCAUCUUCGAUGUGGAGGUGUGCGUCAGCGAAGGACACGCUCCUGUUUUGGCCACUGCCGUCAGCACCAAGAGAUGGUACUCCUGGGUGAGUCCUAAGCUCACGAAACACCGCUUGAGUAUUGCGAAGGCGGAGCCUCUGGAUGUGGACACGGACUUCGAGCGACCUCACUACUCCACCGAUGAACUGAUACCUCUGGGCACCAAUGGACCCGGUCUGGUAGUCGGUCACAAUGUGUCCUAUGACAGAGCCCGCCUCAAAGAGCAGUAUUUGAUCGAGGACACGGGCACCCGAUUCGUGGACACCAUGUCGCUGCACAUGUGCGUCAGUGGAGUGACCAGCUACCAGCGAGCCAUGCUCAAGUCCAAGAAGGAGCCGGCUCCCGAGGAUCUGGGGUGGCUUGAGCAGAGCUCCCUCAACAGUUUGGUGGAGGUACAUCGUCUGUAUUGCGGCGGAGAGCCACUCUCCAAGGAGCCUAGGAACAUUUUUGUGGAGGGAACUCUCGAUCAAGUGCGCCAGAGCUUCCAGUCCCUGACCAACUACUGCGCUGGCGAUGUGGAGGCCACGCAUCGGGUGCUACAAGUCCUAUAUCCCUUGUACGCCGAGAGAUUUCCGCAUCCUGCAUCGCUGGCUGGCAUGUUGGAGAUGGGCUCCGCCUAUUUGCCCGUGAAUUCCAACUGGGAGCGUUACAUCCGUGAGGCGCAGCUAACGUACGAGGAUCUGAGCAUCGAGGCCAAGUAUCAUUUGGGGCGCAGAGCAGAGGAAGCCUGUUCCCUACUGCUAGACGAUCAGUAUCGGCAGAAUCUCUGGUUGUGGGACGAGGACUGGAGUGUACAGGAGUUGAAGUUAAAACAGCCGCCGAAACGCAAGCCUUUGCCAAGGGAGGAGCGCAAAGAUCCUGGAAAUACCGCAGAGCAGCGUCGCCCGCAAGCCAAGUUCCAGCACCUCUACGAUCAAAAGUCUCUGCUCCCAGCUCGAAGACCACUGCUUCCCGGCUAUCCCCUAUGGUAUCGCAAACUGUGCCGCAAGCCACCGAGCAAGAAGAACGACGAAAUCCUGGAGGACGAGGAAGAGUCGUGGUCCCCGGGAGCCACUGAGAUCAGCACCGGCAUGCAAAUAGCCCCAAAGCUGCUCUCCCUCUGCUGGGAGGGAUAUCCACUGCACUACGAGAGGGAACAAGGAUGGGGUUUCCUGGUUCCCUUUCGCAGCGAUGCGGAAGGAGUAGAUCGCCUGCCCAUGGCUGAACUCUUGGCCCGUUGCCCAGUGCCGGAGUUUGCUCGGCAGUGCGCCUCAAAGGCAGAGAGUGAUCUGGCCUUUGAUAUGCUCCCCGGUCAGGUGGAACAGCAUCUGGGAAAGCGGGAGCACUACAAAAAGUUGUCUCAGAAACAGCAACGUCUGGAGACGCAGUACCAAGGUUCUGGAGUCUGGUGUAACAAGGUUCUGGAGGAUUGCUGCUUCUUCCUCAAGCUGCCCCACAAGAAUGGACCCUCCUUCCGCGUGGGGAACCCUCUGUCCAGAGACUUCCUUAAUAAGUUCUCCGAAAACGUCCUGAGCAGCGGAGAUCCUGCCUGUCAAGCUGCUGCCCGAGUCAUCGAAAUUGCUCGCAUGAUGUCGUACUGGCGGAACAAUCGCGAUAGGAUCAUGGGCCAGAUGGUGGUUUGGUUGGAUGGCCACCAAUUGCCUAAGGAACUCUCUGGGGAAAAUGUCCAGCACUUGUCCUACGGAGCCAUAUGUCCCCAGGUUGUGGCCUGUGGCACAUUGACACGUCGUGCCAUGGAGCCCACAUGGAUGACGGCCUCUAACUCGCGGCCUGAUCGACUGGGAUCGGAGCUGCGUUCAAUGGUACAGGCUCCGCCGGGCUACAGACUGGUAGGUGCCGAUGUCGACUCGCAAGAACUGUGGAUCGCUUCCGUGCUGGGCGAUGCCUAUGCCUGUGGUGAGCAUGGGGCCACGCCCUUUGGCUGGAUGACUCUCAGUGGUAGUAAAUCCAAUGGCAGCGACAUGCACUCCAUCACCGCAAAGGCAGUCGGCAUUUCCCGAGAUCAUGCCAAGGUUAUUAACUAUGCCCGGAUCUACGGAGCUGGACAGCUGUUUGCGGAGACACUGCUUCGCCAGUUCAAUCCCACAUUCAGUGCUUCCGAGGCCAAGGCGAAAGCUAUGAAAAUGUUCUCCAUCACCAAGGGCAAGCGGGUGUAUCGGCUGCGAGAGGAGUUCCACGACGAACUGGAGGACAGGGCAUACAGCAGCUACGAGGCUUCCCGUCUCGCCAUCCAGCGCAAUCGCUCCACUUCCGAGGUAUUCCAUCGUCCCAACUGGCAGGGUGGCACCGAGAGCGCCAUGUUCAAUCGUUUGGAGGAGAUAGCCACGGGGGCCCAGCCGCAAACGCCAUUUCUGGGAGGACGCCUGAGUCGGGCAUUGGAGGCGGAUGUCGGCCCCGAUCAGGAGCAACGUUUCCUGCCCACUCGCAUUAACUGGGUAGUGCAAAGUGGAGCCGUGGACUUCCUUCACCUGAUGCUGGUCAGCAUGCGAUGGCUGAUGGGGCCGCACGUUCGUUUCUGCCUGAGCUUCCACGACGAGUUGCGCUACUUGGUGAAGGAGGAGCUGUCGCCCAAGGCCGCGCUGGCCAUGCACAUCACCAAUCUAAUGACGCGGUCCUUUUGCGUUUCCCGCAUUGGACUUAAGGAUCUGCCCAUGUCGGUGGCCUUCUUUUCGUCCGUGGAAGUGGAUACGGUGCUGCGCAAGGAGUGCACCAUGGAUUGCAAGACACCCUCGAAUCCGCAUGGCCUGCGCAUCGGCUAUGGGGUUCAACCGGGUCAGAGCCUGAGCGUGGCGGAGGCAAUCGAGAAGGCCGGCGGUAAUGAUGUCAGCCAGUGGUCUUGGAUUAAACAGAGUGAGCUUUGAAGAGAUUCGGAUGUGAUUAAGUUAAGUAUGGUUACGAGUUCCUCUUAAGUGCUUUGUAAGACAACUAAGAUUAAAUUUUAAAAUGGUUAGAUGAGAAAGUUUCCCGCUAAGGAGAAAAGGAUUUCAUUUGUUUCAAAAGAGUAAUCUGAACUUCAGACAGAUUCCUUUAUCUUAUGAUAUCUUGUAGAUACCAUCUCCCUCAUUGAAUUAAUCCAUUGCCUAAGUUAAUGUUGUUGACCUGUUAGUUAUUUUCCAGUUUCCAAUAAAAGACGAUCAUUUAGUCUAAAUCAAAUGACCUAUAAA
Messenger RNA from Drosophila biarmipes, 3881 nucleotides. RefSeq names its product DNA polymerase subunit gamma-1, mitochondrial (gene tam). Gene Ontology annotation, molecular function: 3'-5' exonuclease activity; DNA-directed DNA polymerase activity; DNA binding. Gene Ontology annotation, cellular component: mitochondrion; gamma DNA polymerase complex. The record is from RefSeq and is a predicted model, not a curated record. NCBI's taxonomy places the organism in Eukaryota, Metazoa, Arthropoda, Insecta, Diptera, Drosophilidae. The transcript has 3 exons. Bases 138 to 3578 code for a protein of 1146 amino acids. Gene Ontology annotation, biological process: mitochondrial DNA replication.